Molecule: messenger RNA, 5488 nt
Organism: Mytilus trossulus (common blue mussel)
Lineage: Eukaryota; Metazoa; Mollusca; Bivalvia; Mytilida; Mytilidae
Product: vigilin-like
Exons: 25
Coding region: 350-4186 (1278 amino acids)
Cellular component (GO): cytoplasm; nucleus
Molecular function (GO): mRNA binding
Source: RefSeq, a predicted model, not a curated record
UUUGGCUUGAAAUGUUGAACAAUUAUAUAUGCGAAGGAAAAAAUCUGUUCCAAAAUAGUGCGUAUUCGCCAACACAUGUUAUGUUCUGUUACAAUGGUUCUUUUUUUCAACUUUAACCCGGAGAUGACCAAUCAGAAUAUUGCUUACUCAAAACAAUCAAUCGCGCAAUGAUAUCAAGGUGCACGAACUACACAGUGUAGUUAGUUCCUUUUGGAGGUGACUUUCAGCUUCCACAUUGGAGCCUAAAAAGAAGAAGAAACCAAUUUAGGACGGAUUUUUGGACGCAGUACUUAAGCAUUCAGCUAGUACUGUUCGACUUGGAACUCCCAUUUGACAAACGAGUUUGAAUAUGGCUACAAAUAUGGAGGUUCCACAUAUUGAAGAAGUGGCAUAUGUGCCUAAUGCACCAACAAGUCCACCAACAUACAGCGACGCCUUCCCAGAGUUGCCAGUGCUAGCACCGAGACCAGCUACUGAUGCGCCAGUGACAGAACCUACUAGACCUUGGCCAGCCAACAACAAAUUUCUCAUGAGAUCAUCUACAUGCACACAAGUUUUUGCUGUGCCUGUAGAAGAGAGAAGGUUUAAUGACCACAGUUUUGGUGAUGAAACAAAACAAGCAGAAACAUGCAAAGAAAUAAUGGCUAGAAACAAUGUAUCCAUUGAAAUGAGUUUAGCUAAAGAUCAGAGUUUGACCGUGGUUAUACAUGGAAAAGACAAAAAUGUGAUGCAGGCUAGGAGAGAGAUUGUUGCCAGGCUACAAACACAGGCUCAACUUGGCCUGAAAAUACCAAGGGAACAUCACAGAUACAUUUUGGGGAAAAGUGGCAAAAAACUUCAGGAAUUGGAAUUGAGUACAUCAACUAAAAUCUCCAUUCCAAAAGCUGACGAGGGAUCUGACUUGAUCAGAAUAACUGGCACCAAAGAGGGGAUCGAGAGAGCAAGACAUGAAAUACAAUGUACAUCUGACGAACAGGCAAAACUUGCAUUUGAAAGACUACCAGUGCCAAAAAUAUAUCAUCCCUUCAUAUGUGGACCAAAAAAUGAAAACGUUGAAAGACUGAUAAAAGAGACCGGUGCCAAAAUAAAUGUACCCCCGCCGAGUGUUAUGAAAGAUGAGAUCGUCAUCUCUGGAGAUAAAGAUGGUGUGGCCAAAUGUAAAGACGAAAUUAUGAGAGUUUAUAUGGAUAAGAAAAGAAAAUGCCAAACCGUAUCCGUUGAAGUUAGGAAGAGCCAGCACAAGUAUAUCAUUGGACCGAGAUACAGUGGUAUACACGAGAUACUGAAGGAAACAGGAGUAGCUGUAGAAGUUCCCUCCCUUGAUGAUAAUAUUGAAACUAUCACCCUCAGGGGAGAACAAGACAAACUGGGACCAGCACUUACCAUGGUCUAUUCUAAGGCAAACAGUAAUGUGAUGUCAGAAGUUGAUGCCCCAAGUUGGUUACAUAGAUACAUCAUUGGUAGAAAGGGUCAAGGCAUCCAGAAAAUUACAGAACAAUUCUCUAAGGUACACAUUGAGUUUACAGACGGGACAGAUAAAAUCAAUGUAGAAGGCCCACCAGAGGAAGUUAAUGAAGCUGUCAAAGAGUUAGAAGUUAUUGUUAAAGAUCUGAAAAAGAGGAUGUCAUUUGAUACAAUAUCAGUCGAUCAACGUUUUCACAAACACAUUAUUGGAAAGAACGGACAAAAUGUUACACGUAUUAAGAAUGAGACAGGUUGUGCUAUUAAGAUUCCCUCUGACGAGAUGAACAGCCCUAUCAUACGUAUAGAGGGUGACCCUGCUGGAGUACAGAAGGCAAAAGACGAAUUAAUGCUGAUGGCUAAACGAAUGGAAAAUGAGAAGACACGAGAUAUUAUCAUCGAGCAGAGAUUCCACAGAACGUUAAUCGGAGCAAGGGGAGACAACAUCAAAGAAAUCAAGGAUAAAUUCAAUCAAGUUCAGAUAACAUUCCCUGACCCCGGUAAAAAGAGCGACAUCGUACAGUUACGUGGACCUAAAGAUGAUGUGGACAAGUGCUACAAGUAUCUUAUCUCAAUGCAUACAGAUAUGAUUGCUAGCAACUAUAAAGCUGAAGUACACAUCUUCAAAGACUUCCACAAGAACAUCAUUGGGAAAGGAGGAUCAAAUAUUAGAAAGAUUCGAGAUGAGACUGACACAAAGAUAGAUUUACCCAGCGAGAAUGCUGAAUCUGAUGUCAUAGUCAUCACUGGAAAGAAACCAAAUGUGGAAAAAGCUAGAAAAAUGAUUGAAGAUAUACAGAAAGAUUUGGCUAAUAUCAAGGAAGAGAAGAUAGAGAUCCCCCACAAUCUGCACAAUUCUAUAAUUGGUGCUAAAGGCAGAUUGAUACGGUCCAUUGCUCAGGAAUGUGGUGGGGUUAUUAUUCGUUUCCCACAACAAGGAUCCACUGCCAACACGGUCACAAUCAGAGGACCUAAGAAUGAUGUGGAAAAUGCAAAGAAACAACUGCAAGAAUUAACCAAUGAAAAACAACAAUCAGGAUUUACUGCUGAAGUAAGAGCCAAGCCAGAAUAUCACAGAUUCUUGAUUGGCAGAAAUGGUUCAAAUAUCAGACAGGUACGAGAGAGAACUGGAGCUAGAGUUAUCUUCCCCAGUCAGGACGACGACAACCAAGAACUGAUCACAAUCAUUGGAAAGCAAGAAUCAGUCGAUCAAGCUAAAGCAGAAUUAGAAGAUAGAAUCAAGAGCUUGGAUGAUGUUGUCUCUAUUGAAUGUCAAGUACCAACAAAACACCAUAGACACUUUGUAGCUCGUCGUGGUGAGGUAUUGAAACACAUUGCUGAUGAGUUCGGAGGAGUUACUGUUAGUUUCCCUCGAAGUGGCAUUAAAUCUGAAAAUGUUGUAAUCAAAGGAUCUAAAGAUUGUGUCGAGGGAGCUAAGAAGAGAAUUCUGGAAAUAGUUGCUGAUCUCGAUGCACAGGUGACUGUAGAAUGUGUGAUACCACAACAGUAUCAUAGAACUGUCAUGGGCAACCGUGGAAUGAACGUUCAGGAAAUUACUAAAGUACAUGAAGUGGGCAUUAAAUUUCCUGACCGUGCUCCACAACAAAAUGGCGGAGGGCAGAAUGCUGGAGGGCAGAAUGCUGGAGGUCAGAAUGCUGGAGGUCAGAACGGUGAAGGACAGAAUGGAGCAGCUCCAGCAGAGAACAGUUUACCAAAUGGUGAUGUCAACGGGGACGAAACAGGUCACAACAAAUCAGAUAUCAUUGUUAUUACUGGUAAACCAGAGAAUUGUGAGGCAGCUAAACUGGCAUUACAGGAUUUGGUUCCAGUCACUGAAGAAAUGACAGUACCUUUUGAUUAUCAUCGAUAUAUUAUCGGUGCUAAAGGUAAAGACGUUCGUGAAAUGAUGGGCGACUAUGAUGUCAACAUAUCUAUACCCCCAGCAGAGGAACACAGUGAUAAGGUCAAGGUGACCGGUCCUCCUGCUAAUGUCAAACGUGCAUUGGAGGCUCUACAGGAGAAAUGUGAUCAGUUGGAAAAAGAAAAAGAGGAUAGGAUGUUGAAAAGUUUCCAAGUGAAAUGUGAGGUAGAUCCUCAGUAUCACUCUAAGAUCAUUGGACGUCGUGGUGCUGUUGUUAACAAACUACGUGAUCAGUUCGAUGUUAACAUUCAGUUCCCCGGUAAAGACGAUGCUGAUACUAACAUCAUUACUAUCACAGGGUAUGAAGAUAAGGCCAACGCUGCCAAGACAGAAAUUCUUAAGAUGGUCCGUGAUUAUGAGGAAAUGACUUCCAUCGAAUGUAAACUUGAUCAUCGCGUCCAUCCUCGUAUUAUUGGUGCUAAAGGCAAGAACAUCCGUAAAUUAAUGGAUGACUUCAAGGUUGAUAUCCGCUUCCCCAGGGGUCCCGAGGAGAAUCCUGAUAUAAUAUAUAUCUCAGGUGGAGAAGAUGAUUGUUACGACUGCCGUGAUCAUCUGCUCAACAUUGAAGAGGAAUUUCUUCAAGAUUUUAUUGACCAGGAAUAUCUUAAGCAGCUUACUAAACCCCAGAGAGAUCAGGGUGGACCCAGGAAGGAGAGGCCAGCAGCAGGCUUCACUGUGACCGAUGCUCCAUGGAAUGCUCAGGUUCCAGACACUAUGAGCAAUGAUGAUUUCCCUACCUUUGGGGCUGUCGUACAGCCUAAAUCUAGCCAUGCUUGGGGACCUAAACCAGGUGGCAGACGUUAAAAUAUGGACUGAACUAUUUGGGGUUGGAGGGGGUAAAAUAUGGACUGAACUACUGGGGUGGGAGGGGGUAAAAAUAUGAUUUACAUAACUGUACAACUUUAUUCACAGUUGUGUAUAAAGAUUUAACUUGUAAUUUUGCAUUUAUAUGAUAUUUAUUGUUUAAAUUUAAAAUAUUGGAUUUAAAUUUGAAAACAUAUAUUUUUAUUAAAAUUAAAAUACCAAAAAUAUAUUACACACAUGUGAUACAUAAUAAUUGUACAUAAUAUAAAGAAUAUAUAUAUAAAUGUGAUAAAUUAUGUGAAUAAAAUGAAAUAAUUCAAAUACGUUAAUCUCUGUACAAUCUAAUUAUAUCACAGUAUACAGAAGGAAAGAAAAAUGUCUGACAAGAGAAGAUAACUGUAGUGCUCAGUCAAGGGGCAGACAACUUAGUGCUGUGAUUCUAGAAUAUUAUAAUUAUACUGCUGUUUGGUUGUGUACAUUGUCUCAAAACCAACAAAUAUAUUUCCCCAUUUCCAUUUUGUGGUUUUAAUUUACCCAAUAUCUAUUGAUUUUUUUCACAGUUAUAGGUUAAAGAGGAUUUAAGAGCAUUUUCAUGAAUUUUUUCAUUUUCUGAAGACUGCAUAUCAGUUCGCUAACCUGUUUUCAAAAAUGGAUUAUGGGAAGUAUAAUCAUUCAUAGCAUAACUAUAUCAUAUAUUAUACGUGUAUUUUAUGCCUGUUUUGAAUAUUUUAUUUUUUGUGGUAAUUGGGAAUACAUUUUUUUCGAGAAUGAGUGAGUUGUUGAUUAUUAUUUUUUUUUAUGUAUAAGUUACAAUUUUACAAUGUUUUUUGGUCAGUGCAUGAUUAAAUGCCCUUGUUAAGUAUAAAUUUGAUUUUUGAGGGCUUUGAUUUAUAUGUUUAAAAUAUUCAAACACCAUAUGCAAAGCGAGAUGACUAUUUUAAGUGUUGAGUGUGAAGACUGUUAGUUAAUUAGAUUUUAUUGUAUACCCUAGUCAAAAAUUAAAUGUGUAUCAUUUAUUUCAACGAAAAAUUAACAUAUGAAAUGUUAUCAUAAUCAUACUGAAAAAGUGUAAAUUUAAUAUUAAAUUUAUUUUAACACUUAAAUAUUACUAUUAAGGUUGUAUAUGUCUUGAAUGUAUACACAAAAUCACUUUUUUUUGUUGACACUUUAAGAUGCAAUUGUUUAAGAUUUGCCACAUACUAUUUAUGGACAAUGAGGUUAUAAUAUAUAUAUUGUUGUCACAGUGUGUACAGUUAUACAUUGAAGAAUAGACCAAGAAUACAAAUAAAGGAAGAAAUAAAA